Molecule: messenger RNA, 5569 nt
Organism: Columba livia (rock pigeon)
Lineage: Eukaryota; Metazoa; Chordata; Aves; Columbiformes; Columbidae
Gene: PLEKHA6
Product: pleckstrin homology domain containing A6
Exons: 27
Coding region: 589-4272 (1227 amino acids)
Source: RefSeq, a predicted model, not a curated record
GGGACAGCAGCAGGGGGAAGGGAUGCAGGCAGUGAAUCCAGGGCAGCGGCAGAGCUCGUCUCCACGCGGCUGCCUCCCUCGCCGCGACACCCCCCUCCCGGGCAGCCCCCGUGGGUGGGGUGGGGGCCCCAGCACCCCCGUCCUUCCCCUCUCACCCUUCACCGCCGCCAGCUGCUCCCCGGCUCCGCACCUGGGCUGGGGGAGGCGGCGUGUGCCGCGCUGCCCUUCGCCUCUCCUCUGCGCGGGGACGCCAGCGCGAGCCGUUUGUCCCCGUCACUUGCCGGCUGGCUGCCGCACACCGGGACUCGCCAACCCCCGGCUGCACCGGAGCCCACCGCAGCUCCGCCGCUGCUGCCACCGGCAGCGCCAAUGUCACCAGCACAGGGCUUGGGGAACCGGGAUACCUGGGAGAGGACAGCGAGACCCUUCACCCACCGCCGGCAUCCCCCUGCCCGCACGGGGCUGCUGUCCCCAUGGCACGUGCCAUCGCCUCGUAGUGUGGCGGCAGGUGGCACGGGGCUGGCUGUCCCCAGCACGGCCAUGGCGGGAGCCGGGAGCCGGCGCUGAGCUGGGAGGGUCCCCGGCAUCAUGCUGAAGUUUCGGGCGGACCGGCGGGUGAGCCACAAUGAAAGGCGGAACACGUUCCUGCACCCAGUGACGGGACGGGUCCCCGAGGAAAACUCAAGACUUGACUUGCAAAAACCGACCUUGGACAUGUCAAGCAAAGUGGGCGGCAAGCGACCGGUGACCAUCACCAGCGAGCCCUCCAACCACACCAUGGUGUCGGAGGUGCCCCCGGAGCGUCCCGGAGGCCGGGCUGCACGUACCUCCCGCAAGGGCAUCGCCUUCGGGAAGCGCUCCAAUUCCAUGAAGAGGAACCCCAAUGCUGCCGUGACCAAAAGCGGGUGGCUGUACAAGCAGGCCAGCUCGGGGGUGAAGCAGUGGAACAAGCGCUGGUUCGUGCUGGUGGAUCGCUGCCUCUUCUACUACAAAGACGAGAAGGAGGAGAGCAUCCUGGGCAGUAUUCCCCUGCUCAGCUUCCGUGUCGCGGCCGUGCAGCCCUCCGACAACAUCAGCAGGAAGCACACGUUCAAGGUGACGGUGUGCUGGGUGGAGGAGACGCCGGCGGGUAACGAGCAGUCCCUGUCCCCCCAGGCCGAGCACGCUGGCAUCCGCACCUACUUCUUCAGUGCCGAGAACACGGAGGAGCAGGAGUCCUGGAUCCAAGCCAUGGGCGAAGCCGCCCGGGUGCAGAUCCCCCCCACGCAGAGGCACGAGAAACCUGACUCAGAAAACAUCCCCCCCAGCAAACACCACCACCACCCCCACCGCAACGCUGCCCACCACGAGCACCCCAAAGCUGAGCCCGACGCCAAGACCCGGGGGGAAGGUGAUGGCCGCGGCUCGGAGAAGAUGGAGAGGAAGUCGGAGAGGAUGGAGAGCAAGAAGGAGCCCUUGGCCAAAGCCAACGGCAUCGCUGGGCAGGAGGUGCCCUCGGAGCCUGGCAGCCCUUACCCCGAGGCACCGCGGGUCCCGGCGAGCGCGGAGCGGCCGUCCCAGCCCAACGGGUGGCCCUACGCCUUGCCCAGCCGCCCCGGCAGCACCGCGUACCCCCCUCCCGACGGCGAGAGCGCGGCCCAGCGCCGGGGCUUCGCCCCCCGCACCAACCCCGACAAGAUCGCCCAGCGCAAGAGCUCCAUGACGCAGCUGCAGCAGUGGGUGAACUCGCGCCGGGGGGCUAUGCCCCCCGAGGAGCUGCAGAGCCCCACCAGGUUUUAUCCCGUGUCUCGCCGGGUCCCCGACUACUAUUCCCCCUACUCGCCCCAGUACCCCGAGGAUUACCAGUACUACCCGCCGGGGGUGCGCCCCGACAGCAUCUGCUCCAUGCCCGCCUACGAGCGGGUGAGCCCGCCCUGGGCGCUGGAGGACAAGCGGCACUCCUUCCGCAACGGGGGCACCUACCAGCUCCGCGACUGGAAGGAGCACCCCGGCUUUGGUCGGCAAGACGUCCCGCUUUGGCUACCGGCACCUGGGAGGCAACCGACUUAUUUAGAUGAGGUGGACGCGGCGUCGGGCUCCCUGCGGCGGAUGUCCCUGCAGCCCCGCUCCCGCUCCGUGCCCCGCUCGCCCAGCCAGGGCUCCUAUGCCCGCGCACGGGUUUACUCCCCCGUCCGCUCGCCCAGCGCCCGCUUCGAGCGGCUGCCGCCGCGGGGGGACGAGAUUUACGCCGACCCCACCACCUUCAUGAUGAGGCGGUCCAUCAGUUCUCCAAAGUACGACUAUCUGGGUGACAGGCGGCCGGUCCCUGCAGGAAUGUACCCCUACCAUUACCCGGCAUCCCCCACCGUCCACGACAAAAUGGAUGAACUUUUAGACCUUCAGUUGCAAAGAAACCUAGAGUAUUUGGACCAGCAGAUGAGCGAGAGCGAAACCCUGAUCAGUAUGGUGAACAGGAUGGUGGAGACCUCCUCCCCCAGGGCUCAGCUCUACAUGCAAGUGACGCCCUUCCCAGAGACCUACCGGGAGACACUGCACACCUACAAGAUCAGCGAGCAAGACACCGAUAAGCUGCUGGGGAAGCUGUGUGAGCAGAACAAGGUGCUGCGGGAGCAGGAGAGGCUGGUGCAGCAGCUCCGAGCAGAGAAGGAGAGCCUGGAGAGUGCCCUGAUGGGGACGCACCAGGAGCUGGAGAUGUUUGGGAGCCAACCCGCCUACCCAGAGAAGCUGCUGCACAAGAAGGAGUCGCUCCAGAACCAGCUCAUCAACAUCCGUGUGGAGCUAUCACAGGCCAGCACGGCCCUGGCGAACAGCACCGCCGAGUACGAGAGCCUGGAGAGCGAGGUGUCCGCCCUGCACGACGACCUGUGGGAGCAGCUGAACCUGGACAUCCAGAACGAAAUGCUCAACCGGCAGAUCCAGAAGGAGAUCUGGCGGAUCCAGGACGUGAUGGAGGGCCUGCGGAAGAACAACCCGUCCCGCGGCACGGACACGGCCAAGCACCGCGUGGCCAUCGGCCCCUCGGGGACGUACAGCUCCAACAGCCCCGCCAGCCCCCUGAGCUCAGCCAGCCUCACCAGCCCCCUCAGCCCCUUCUCCCUCGUCUCUGGCUCCCAGGGCUCGCCCACCAAGCCAGGACCCAGCGAGGAACCGGGUCCGCCUCGACCUCCCCUCCCCAAGUCCUACGUCCCCCUGGAGUCUCCUCCGACCAUCCCUCCGCUUCCCAGUGACAGCCGCCCCUGGCCGUACCCCACCUCCCCUUCCUGGCAGCACAGCGGCGAGGCCAAGAGGGGACAGCCCAAGCUGAGCUUUGAGCAGAGCAAGAAAGAGGCACAGCGAGCGGCCCCCCCUGGACCCCCAGCAGAGGGGCUCCCGCAGGGCCGGCAGGAGCAGGAGGUGGACAAGCAAGCGGCUCUCAACAAGGUGGGCAUCGUCCCCCCCAGGACCAAGUCUCCGGCGGAGGAGGAGGUGAUGCCGGUGGCUGGUGUGGCGAGGAGGAGCACCAGUGGCAUGGCCAACGGGCUGGGCUCUCGGGAGAGACCGAAGAGCGCCGUGUUCGCCAACGAGACGAAGGUGAAGAUGAGUGUGGAGGAGCAGAUCGACCGCAUGAAGCGGCACCAGAGCGGCUCGAUGAAGGAGAAGCGGCGCAGCCUGCAGCUCCCCAGCAGCCAGCAGCCCGACACCCCCGGCACGAAGGCACCUGCCUCCUACAAGGUGGUGCGCCGGCACCGCAGCAUCCAUGAGGUGGACAUCUCGGACCUGGAGGCAGCACUGCGUUCCGAUGACCCCGGCAAGGUCUACGAGACGCCCCAAGAGGAGAUCGCCCGACUGCGCAAGAUGGAGCUGGAGCCGCAGCACUAUGACGUGGACAUCAACAAGGAGCUCUCCACGCCGGACAAAGUCCUCAUCCCUGAGCGGUACGUCGAGCUGGAGCCCGAUACGCCGCUCAGCCCCGAGGAGAUGAAGGAGAAGCAGAAGAAGGUGGAAAGGAUCAAGACCCUCAUUGCCAAAUCCAGCCUGCAGAACGUCAUCCCUCUGAGCGAGGGGGAGGUGGACGCCCCCCAGGACCCCGAGAGCCAGCUGCAGGAGCAGGAGAAGAGGAUCGAGAUCUCGUGUGCGCUGGCUGCCGAGGCCUCGCGCCGGGGCCGCAUGCUCUCGGCUCAAUGCGCUACCCCAAGCCCUCCCACCUCCCCAGCCUCCCCGACUCCACCGACCAACCCCCUCUCGUCUGAACCAUCCCGGGGCGCCGACAACAGCCAUUUUAUGCGUGUCUGAGCCAUGAACUCAAGCCCUGGCUGCUGCCAGCACCAACAAGUUCCACGGGGCCACGUUUUAGUGCCCUGACGUGACACCUGAACCUCUCGCCAUCAUUUUCGGUUCUCCCGGACCCUCUUCCCUCCCACCGGCGGCGAGACCACCCGGCAGAGCUGCCCAGGGGGACGCAGCACCAACGGCGCUGUGUGUGUGCCAGGACGUUGUCCGCUGGAGCGUGGUCCCCAAGGAGCCCCCGGGCUACCAGACGGCGUGGGGACAUAUUGGCGGUGUCCUGGGCAUCAGGCUGGCGUGGACAGCAGGCAGGGCCAUCUGCAGUGGCUGUGUCUGUGCCAGGGCAGCCCUGGGGGAGCGUAGGACACCCCGGGCUCCCUGUGCUGAUGUGUUGGUCUCCCAAAGGUCUGUGAAAUGGCUCUUCUGGGUAGACCUGCCAGUUCCCACGAGGGAUGGUCCUUCUGCUGGACUGGGAUGCUUUUAGUAUCUGUCGGGCUGGGGGGGGUCACUGGCAGAGCCCAUCCCGUUGCUCAUCGGCUUGUGGCUCAGCAGGAGGAGGAAGGAGCCGUGUCAGGGACAGGAUGGAUGGAGAUGGGACUAGGGGGACACAGUGCCCGGGGCACCGCAGGCACGGAGCAGGAGGUCUGGGCAGGGAGGGGGACGUUGCAGGGGAGCGGAGGGGCAGUGGGGGUGAGGUGGGAUAGUGAAGCCGCGGGAUCGGCAGGGACCCCUCUGCGGGUGGGAGGGGACGGUGACAAGGAGGGGAGGGGGCUCGGGGCCAGGUGGCAGCAAUGGGGCUCGUCUGUGGUGUGGGGAGCAUCACCCCGGCUGCCCCCCCAUCCUGCUGUCACCUCUGUCCCCUGAAAAUCUGGCACCGCGCCUCAGCCCGAGACGUCGUCAUUGCACUCCAGACUCCUUGGCUUGUUUGGUUUUCCUGUAGCGAGUUUACCCUUUUCUUUAACUUUCUGGAGGGGGGAAAAAAAGCGGGUUCUGUCUGAAGAGUGGGAUCCCAUGGUGCUGGGACGGGGUGAGGAGCUGGAGACCGUCCGUCUGUCCGUCCUGCAGCUGUUUCUGACCUGGCCUGAUCCUGACACCCCAGGACCCAGCCCUGCACCCCCCACACCCCCAAAUCCCCGUCGCCCACCGUAGCAAUACUGUAGGAUCCCGGAGUCCCGCUCCGCUCCCGAGCCUCCCGCAGCCCUCUUAGCUCAUAAAGCUGGCCCUUUAUUUUGCUAUUACAUGCCUUAAUAUAUGUUUUAUGGAAAUUAUACAUUUAUAAUAUAUAUCUAUAUUUGUUUUUCUCUUC